This is a messenger RNA of Helianthus annuus (common sunflower), 1676 nucleotides long. RefSeq names its product tryptamine 5-hydroxylase. The record is from RefSeq and is a predicted model, not a curated record. The transcript has 2 exons. Bases 63 to 1607 code for a protein of 514 amino acids. Gene Ontology annotation, molecular function: monooxygenase activity; heme binding; iron ion binding. NCBI's taxonomy places the organism in Eukaryota, Viridiplantae, Streptophyta, Magnoliopsida, Asterales, Asteraceae.
UAGGAUGCUAUUAGGCUAUAAAGCCAUGAAAAUAUUUGAUUAAAUUUGCAAUUAGAAAAUAUAUGUCACCAACACAGGUAUUCUCUCAUCAACAACUCAAAAUGGACGAUUUUACCUUUGCAGUUGUUUGCAUGUCCCUUGUAUCCUUUACCACCAUUACGUACUUUCUCCGGUGCCGGAAACCCUCAACUUCGGCCACCCAUCUCCCACCAUCACCGCCCGGACUCCCUGUCAUCGGCCACCUCCACUACCUUACCGAUCUGCCCCACCAAGCCUUUGCCCGUCUUGCCAACCAACUCGGUCCCAUUUUCUACCUUCGACUUGGUCAAGUCCCAACAAUCGUUGUAUCGUCAGCCCAACUCGCUGAACUAGUCCUAAAAACCCAUGAUCACGUUUUCGCAAACCGCCCGCAACUCAUUUCCGCUCAAUACCUAUCAUUUGGUUGCUCGGACGUCACGUUUUCGAAAUACGGCCCGUAUUGGCGCCAAGCCCGGAAAAUUUGUGUCACCGAGUUACUGAGUCCAAAACGAGUCAACUCGUUCCAACUCGUUAGAAACGAGGAAGUGACUCGGUUGGUUCAAGCUGUGUCAACUCGUUCAGGGGUUGAAACUGAUUUGAGCGAGUUAAUUUUCCGGUUGGCUAACGACAUGCUUUGUCGAGUUGCGUUUGGAAAACGAUUUGUUCCCGGGGAGAAAAAGAAAAAUUUGGUGAGUGUUCUGAGUGAAACUCAAGCGUUGUUUGCUGGGUUUGGUUUAGGCGAGUUUUAUCCCGAGUUGGAGUGGGUUAACACGGUGAGUGGGAUGAAGAGGAGGUUGAUGAAGAAUUUAAAAGAUUUGACGGAGGUUUGUGAUGAUAUAAUACAUGAGCACUUGAAGAACAAAGUUGAACCAGGAAAAGAAGACUUUGUUGAUGUUUUGCUUCGUGUUCAACAGCAGCAUGAUUUGGAGGUUCCCAUUACUGAUGCUAAUCUUAAAGCUCUUGUUCUGGACAUGUUUGUAGCAGGAACAGACACAACAUCAGCAACUCUGGAAUGGGCAAUGACAGAACUAGUACUACAUCCAAAAGUAAUGAAGAAAGCCCAAGAUGAAAUAAGAGGAAUUGUAGGAAGCAAAGGGGAGGUUGAAGAACGCCAUCUUCACCAAUUUCAUUACUUAACAUGUGUAAUCAAGGAAACUAUGCGGUUACACCCUGCAGCCCCGCUUCUGGUUCCUCGAGAGUCGAUGCAAAGAUGCACCCUGAAUGGGUACGACGUGCCCGAAAAAACCCGAGUUUUGGUCAAUGCAUAUGCAAUAGGACGUGACCCAAACUUGUGGGAGAAUCCUUUGGUGUAUGACCCUGAGAGGUUUGUGGGGAAGGAUAUUGACUUUAAAGGUCAUGACUUUCGGUUUUUACCAUUUGGAAGUGGAAGGCGAGGGUGUCCCGGUAGUGCAUUUGGAUUGGCUACGGUCCAGCUAGCUUUGGCUCAGUUAUUGCACCAUUUCAAUUGGGAACACUCCGGGCCCAGUACUGAUGUUGAUUUGGAAGAGAUUUUCGGGUUGGCUAUUAGGAAAAAAACAGCUUUAAUACUGGUGCCAACCAACAACAAGAAUCCAGGGGAUCAACAAUGAUGAUGUACAACGUAACCUGUUUUACUUUCGCUUCACAGUUAAUGAAAAGCAAUAUUAAAUGAUGCUUAA